Dromiciops gliroides (monito del monte) is the source of this 4061-nucleotide messenger RNA. It is a transcript of the gene CD93, whose product is annotated as CD93 molecule. Gene Ontology annotation, molecular function: calcium ion binding. NCBI's taxonomy places the organism in Eukaryota, Metazoa, Chordata, Mammalia, Microbiotheria, Microbiotheriidae. The coding region runs from base 157 to 2166 and encodes 669 amino acids. The record is from RefSeq and is a predicted model, not a curated record. The transcript has a single exon.
UUUUGGUUCUCCUUUGUAUUCAGAGUGACUGAGUCUGUUCCUUUUAGAUCCCAACUCUACAGCUGGGGCCUGAGAUAGGAGCUCCACAAGUGUGAGCAGAGGCAGGAGCCACUGGUCUGGUCCUCAUUUCUCGCUGACAGAAAGCUGGGAGCCACGAUGGGGACAGCCUUGCUCCCACUGAUGCUGCUUCUACUGCUCAACCAGAUGCUGUUCAGCCCUAAGUCCUGGGCCAGGGCCAGCAAUGAGGAGGAGGAGGAGGAGGCAGCUGCUGUGUGUGCUGGGACUGCCUGCUACACUGCCCACUGGGGCAAGCUCAGUGCCACUGAGGCCCAGCUCAGCUGCAGCACCAAUGGGGGAAACCUUGCUACAGUAAAGAGUGAAGAAGAGGCCCAGCAGAUCCAAGAAGCCCUGGCCCAGCUGCCUGACAGGGGGGCCCCGGCCCGGAUGGUCAAAUUCUGGAUUGGGCUUCAACGGGAGAAGAGCAAGUGUUUGGACCCCGAUGACCCACUGAAGGGGUUCAGCUGGGUUGGAGGUGGUGAGAACACAUCUUACUCCAACUGGUAUAAGGAGCCCAUGAGCACAUGUAUCUUCAAGCGCUGCGCCUCCCUCCUUGUGGAUUUUUCUUCAUCUUCUCUUGCUGCUGCCCAGGCCAUCCCGAAGUGGUCAGAAAGUCCAUGUGGCACACCAGGUUCACCAGGCAGGAACAUUGAGGGCUACGUGUGCAAGUUCAGUUUCAAAGGUAUGUGCCACCCUGUCGCUCUUGGGGGACCAGGUGAGGUGACCUACACGACACCCUUUGGGGCUACUAGCACCUCCCUGGCUUCUGUGCCUUUUGCUUCAGCUGCCAAUGUGAACUGUGGGUAUGAAGGAGAAAAAAAAAUUCACUACCUUGUGUGCAAGGAACGGAGUCCCAACCUGUUUGACUGGGGCAUCCCAGGCCCUUUAUGUGCCUCCCCAACUCAUGGCUGUGCCUUCAACAAUGGUGGCUGCCAGCAGGAGUGCUUAGAGGGGGCAGAUGGUUCAUUCCUCUGUGGCUGCCGUCCUGGAUACCGUCUUCUAGACGACUUGGUGUCCUGUAUCCCCCGGGACCCUUGUCAUCCCAACCCAUGCAGGGGAAAGGCAAAAUGCAGCCCUGGAAGUCAUGGACAGCACUAUGAGUGCCAAUGUCCUGCAGGCUUUAAGCUCACUCCAAAUCGACUGGAUUGUGAUGAUGUGGAUGAGUGCACUGGAUUCCCAUGUGCCCACAAUUGUGUCAACACUCCUGGUAGCUUCCAUUGCACCUGCAAUCCAGGUUUUGAGCCCCAACACCACAAAAGAAUGGAAUGCUGGGACAUGGAUGAAUGUGCUGGGGACCGCUCCCCCUGUGCACAGCUUUGCAUCAACACUGUAGGCUCUUUCCAAUGUGCCUGCCAAAAGGGUUACAAGAUUACUGGGGAAGAUGGCACCCAGUGCCAGGAUGUAGAUGAAUGUGCCGAGGCAAGAAACCCUUGUGAAGGCCUUUGCUAUAAUGUACCAGGUUCUUUCCAGUGUGGCUGCCUGCCAGGAUGGCAUUUAGCACCCAAUGGUGUCUCCUGCAUUGCCAACCACACCAUAUCAGUUCUUCCACGUAGCAGUCAGCAAGGGGAUGAGAAGGAAGGAGAGAAGAUCAAUGAAAUAGAGGAUGACAAAGGGGAAAAGGAGAAAGAAAAAGAGAAUAGUGGUUCUCCCUCAGUUCCAGACACAACCAAGAGACCUGUGGUCACCCCAGGAGCUAAUGUUUUCUACCAUGUGGCACCUACACUGGGGGAACCUUCCCAACAGACUAAUACUCCUAUCACUGAAGACUCUUCCAAGCCUCCUACAUUCAGUAGGAAACCAAGAAUUCAGGUGAUCUCCAGCAGCCUCCAGCCUCCAGUAAUCACCACUGAUGGAGGAUCUCAGAAAGGAGAAUCCUUGGCAAAUGGGAGUAAUGAUUACAAUGAUGACCAGAAAUUGCUCUUGUUUUAUAUCUUGGGGACAGUAGUAGCCAUCUUGCUUAUUCUGGCAAUGGUCCUGGGGUUAGUGUUCUAUCGAAAGAAGAAAGCAAAAAGGGCAGAGAAGAAGAAGUCUCCUCAGAAUGCAGCUGACAGCUACUCCUGGGUCCCUGAGCAGUCUGAAAACAGGGCAGUAGAAAAUGAGUACAGGUAAAGGCUGCCAACCUGUAGGGAGGAGGUGGAGGCAAGAAAAGCCAGCAAGGGGGAGGUGGGAGGGAAGUGUUCUUGUUAUGAGACUGUGAACCCCAACAGAGAUCAAACUGAAGUCAGGAGACAAAGCUACCACAAUCAAUGAACAAUCUUUCAGAACAGUACUUUAAACUGCUAGAGACACCAGGGUAUUAAGGGUAUUUUGAUAUGUGUGUUUACAUGUAAAGAAUAUAUGAAUAUAUAUAUACAUAGCUCUUUGGGUAUAUGUCUGCACACAUAAUAAGAAUGGACUCCAAUACCUAUUACUUGUGUAACAGAUUAUGGGCAUUGAGAACAUUUGCCAAGAUAAUGUAUGUUUCAGUCUAUUGUCAUCAUUAACUUUAAAUGGCAUUUUAAAGUAAUACAUAAGUAUAUGUGCAUAUGUGUGUAUAUAUACAUAUAUGCACGCAUACAUGUAUAUAUCAGCAUGUUUUUCAACUUUGGAACUGGAAUGGAAACAAAAUGGUAAACCUGUGCUCUUGGGACGAUUUUUUUUUGUGUUGAUUCUUUAUGAAACAGAUGAUUUGGACUUAGAUUUCCUAUGAGUGAGCAGCAUAUAUAGUACCUUUAAAACCCAGGGAUGGGGUUUGUGGGAGAAGUGGAUUCUGGCACUAUGGUUUCAUAAAUGUUUCAUGAAUAUUAACAAUGGAAAUACACUGUCCCUUUUCUUGUUCUGUUGGGUCUUAAUAGAUAUUUUUUUCACCCAACAUUUUGUGAAGCUGCUCAUGUUAGGAAAAAAAAAAGGAAAAAGGAUAUGCUAGGAGAAAUUAUGUGUUAAGAGAAUUCUUUUUUGAAUCCUUUCAUUUCUUUUCAGUAGUCUAUUAGAAAAAAAGCUAAUUGGAUAACAACCACGAAUUCUUACUAUAUCAAUAGACAUAGUCCCUUGGGUCAGGUAGUUGGUAUUGAAGAAGGCAAUUAAUUGAAACUGCAUAUGUUACCAAAAUAUCUGUUUUUGUGCUGAGUUUUAUAUCCAUGGGUUGCAUAUCGAAGAAAUUCACUGGGAUGGGUAUAUAUGAAGUGAAUUCUGUUAAUAUCUAAGUCUUUAGAAGUCAGGAUUACUCCUUCCCAAGUUGUUAGUUUUUAAGUUAUUCAGAAGCCUAUGAUUUGGGGGAGAAUAGCAGAAAUUAUUUUAGGUGAAUUAAAGGUGCUAUUAUUUUUUAAAUGUUUAAUCCAAAGAUUUAAAGAAAGAAAAAUAAAAAGAUCCAAUUAAGCAAUGACCCUGGGAGAUUUCCAGAUCUGGUGAGCCAGCUACCAUGUAAGAUCUAGUCAUAUCUCCAAAAAGCCCCGAGGCCAUGUGGCAGCAGGACAAGGUCACAGUUCAUUAGGCUUGAACUUUAUUGCAGUGUUCAGUUACAGGAUGAAUUCAACCUGAGGACCCAUAUAUUAGCUAAUGUGGCUUGACAAUAGGGAUGACGUUUAGGCAUCCUUCAUGAACAUCCUGUUCAAGGGAUCUAAGAAACCAUUCCUUUUUGUUUGAGCCCCAACUGUAGUUGUCCACAUAAGUGAUUCACCUGGGUGAAGAGCAUUCCUUUCAUAUUGUUUUUUCUAUAUCUCUUGAGCCUGGGGCUGAUCAGGCUACUAAGUUCAACUGAAUGUAUAAUGUAUGCAUAUCUGUGUGUAUGUGGGGUGACUGAGUGGAUGUCAACUUCAUAUCUGGGAUAAGAAUUUAUUUUGGGAAAUGAGAUAGGUCCCCAGGGGGCUCUCUCAAAAGUGGAUGGAAUAAAUGUUAGUUCCAGGUGAUUGAGGGUAAAAUGAACUUUCCUUCUUUCUUUCUUUCUUUCUUUCUUUCUUUCUUUCUUUCUUUCUUUCUUUCUUUCUUUCUUUCUUUCUUUCUUUCUUUCUUUCUUUCUUUCUUUCUUU